UGUCGUUGGUGACGUCCCAAAUAAGCUGCCUGGUCAUCUGACCAGUCUAGGUAGGCUCCCUUAAAAAUAUCUAGCCGCUGCAAUGAAAUCCAUUUGGGCAACCAUGAACUUCACUUUAGCGCGUUUAGUGUUCAACCCUGGAGUCUUUUUCAGAACAGCAAUUAUCGGGAGAAAUUAUAACAGCUAUGCAAGGAAGUUUUCUACUUUUGCAUUAAACCCCCAUUGUGAAAUGUCAGGUGAAGAGGUGUUGGUGGUUGUUGGUGGAGGAGCUGCUGGAAUUUUUGGAGCCAUUAGAGCCAAGACCGUUGCACCUAAGCUUAAUGUUGUUGUUAUAGAGAAGGGAAAACCUCUAUCGAAGUGGUGGUGGUGGUGGCAGGUGAAAAUUUCUGGAGGAGGUAGGUGCAAUGUGACAAAUGGUCAUUGUGCUGAUAACAAGAUUUUGGCAGGGCACUAUCCUAGAGGUCAUAAAGAAUUUAGAGGAUCUUUCUUUAAUGUGCACGGCCCAUUGGACACCAUGUCCUGGUUUUCUGAUCAUGGGGUGGAACUGAAGACUGAGAAAGAUGGAAGGGUGUUUCCUGUCAGUGACAGUUCCUCUUCAAUAGUCAAUUGUCUUUUGUCUGAAGCAAAGUUUAGGGGAGUUUCUCUGCAGACUGGAAAAUUUGUGACAAGUGCAUCUGCUAAUGCUGGUGGAAAGAUCCUUCUCAAGGUUGAGAAGCGUACAAUCAACUUGGUUGAAUCUAUUGAGGCUGAUUAUCUAUUAAUUGCUAGUGGAAGCAGUAAGCAGGGUUACGGUCUUGCAGCUCAACUAGGUCAUUCAAUUAUAGAUCCUGUACCUAGCUUAUUUACAUUCAAGAUUGGAGAUUCACAAUUAACAGAAUUGUCAGGGGUCACAUUCCAAAAGGUCAUAGCAAAACUUAAAUUAGUAAAUGUGCAAAAGAAUAGUCCACAUCUUACACAGGUUGGGCCCAUGUUAGUCACUCAUUGGGGACUUAGUGGGCCGGUAAUUCUCCGGCUAUCUGCUUGGGGUGCUCGUGAUCUGUUCUGUUCAGGUUACAAAGGGAUACUUACAGUGGAUUUUGUGUCUGAUUUACAUAUAGAAUCUAUGGAGUCUAUUCUCAGUAAUCACAGGAAUCAGUUUGUGAAGCAAAAAGUGAUCAAUUCAUGUCCUUCAGAAUUUGGCCUCGUGAAAAGAUUCUGGAAAUAUAUAUUGGACCGUGAGGGUUUAUGUGGUGAUACCUUGUGGGCUUCCAUUUCCAACAACUCUUUAAUUUCCAUUACUCAUCUUCUAAAACAUUGUACAUUUGAAGUGACUGGGAAGGGCCAAUUCAGAGAAGAAUUUGUCACUGCCGGUGGUGUUCCUUUGUCCGAGGUCUCUUUGAACACGAUGGAAAGCAAAAUACAUUCACGUUUAUUCUUUGCUGGAGAGGUACUCAACGUUGAUGGGGUGACCGGUGGUUUCAAUUUCCAGAAUGCUUGGUCUGGUGGAUACAUUGCAGGAACAAGUAUAGGUAAACUAGCCACAAAUGCCUCUCUGAAUGAUAGAUGAUAGAUUCAACCAGAGUAAUAUUCAAUCUCAAAACCUCAUGUAGAAUACUAAAUUUAUAUUUUUUAAAUGAAAAAAUCAUCUGGUUUCUCUUCCAUCUUACUGAGGGUAACUUUAUCCUCUCACAUAGUCUGUGGAUGAAAAUCAGUCAAUCCUACCGUGUUUUAAGGGCUGGCGGAGGAUGUAACAUUACCCUAUCAUACAUGAUGCUGCUGCAAGAUUUUGAUUGUAUUAUUGAUGAAUCAAUCAACAUUACAUUUGUUGUUUGUUAGCCUUUUGCCACCUUAUAGAGGAAAUGUUGUUUUGAUAAAGAAAUGAAAAUGAGACAUGAUAUUGAUGUCCAAAA
Messenger RNA from Mangifera indica (mango), 1889 nucleotides. RefSeq lists its product as uncharacterized. The transcript has 16 exons. The record is from RefSeq and is a predicted model, not a curated record. NCBI's taxonomy places the organism in Eukaryota, Viridiplantae, Streptophyta, Magnoliopsida, Sapindales, Anacardiaceae. Bases 83 to 1546 code for a protein of 487 amino acids.